This is a messenger RNA of Salvia miltiorrhiza (redroot sage), 1387 nucleotides long. RefSeq names its product bZIP transcription factor 11-like. The transcript is spliced from 2 exons. Gene Ontology annotation, biological process: positive regulation of DNA-templated transcription. Lineage: Eukaryota; Viridiplantae; Streptophyta; Magnoliopsida; Lamiales; Lamiaceae. Gene Ontology annotation, molecular function: DNA-binding transcription factor activity; transcription cis-regulatory region binding. Bases 673 to 1176 code for a protein of 167 amino acids. Gene Ontology annotation, cellular component: nucleus. The record is from RefSeq and is a predicted model, not a curated record.
GGAAGCUGCAACUUCUCGCGGCUUUUGUAUUUAAUGAUUUAAUUGAGCACAAAUACAGGAGGUAAAAAUGGAUCGAUUUUACCCCAUGAGAAAAUUAAUGCAUAUGUUACAUUUACCUUAUCAUUACAUGACAGCCAGAUCAAGGAUACAAGAUGCGCUAUGCCCACACUACUUUAUUCUUUCAAUGUUGAAUAACAAUGAAUAAUUAAACCGACAAUGCACAUAAUUUAAUCAUAAUGAUUGCCACCAUAAAACAUUACUUUAUUCCCCUUCACUCUGUCUUGUCCGUGUAUAAAUCUCCACCUCCACCACCACCAUAAGCCUCUCCCUCUUUCUCUCUCUCUCUCUCUUUUGAAUACCUAGUUUUUCCCCCUCCAUCAAAUUAAUUAAAUUAAGUAAUCGAAAUCCCAGAUCGAGAAAUUUCAUGUGGAAGCGUUGGAUCAUAGAAUCCGAAUCAUGUCAGCUCUAGUGAGUGAGAUCCUCCUCUCUGGAUUCACAAUAAACUCCUUUCUACGUCGUCGUUCUCAUCUCGUCCAAUCCUUCUCCGUCGUCUUCCUCUAUUGGUUCUACGUUUUUUCAUGAAACACAAACCCUAAUCCUCCAUUAAUUCCUAUCAACUAUAACCCUAAUCCAUCUACAAACACACGAAUAUAUAUAUAUACCAAUACAAGCAUGGCUUCUCCAAUCUCUUCAGGCUCGAGUUCCCUCCAAAAUUGUGAAGAAAAUCAUGAUCAGCUGCAGACAGAGAUGAGGAAACGCAAGAGAAUGCUGUCGAAUCGAGAGUCGGCGAGGCGAUCGCGGAUGAGGAAGCAGAAGCUGCUGGAUGAUCUGACCGCUCAGGCGAAUCAUCUGAGGGCUGAAAACAACCAUAUUCUCACAAACAUAAACCUCAUAACGCAUCUCUACUUGAACAUGGAGUCCGAGAAUUCAGUUCUCAGGGCUCAGAUGUCUGAACUCAAUCACAGGCUUCAUGCCUUGAACGAGAUCAUCACCUGUUUGAGCUCACACCACGAAGCUGCACCUGCUUCUGCUUCUGCUUCUGCUGCUGGAUCAUUUCAAGGAGAUUAUAUUGAUCAGAUGAUAAGUGGUGGUGGGACUGAUGAUUUCUUCAACCCAUGGACUUUGAUCCAUGUUAAUCAGCCAAUCAUGGCUUCUCCUAAUAUUUUCUUGUACUAGAUGAUGAUGAUGAUGAUGAUGAUGAUGAUUGAGCUUCUUGAUUCUUGGGAUUUGAUCAAUCCGUCACAUGUUAAUAAUGUUUGUUAUUGGUGGUGUAUGCGUUAGAUGAUCCGUGGGAUUCUUGUGGUGAAUAUGUGUAUAAGUCGAAUUCUUGGCUUGGUUCAUUCAUUUCAAGCGUUAAUUAAUAAUGUAGUAAUAUAUACAUGUCAAA